UCGCGAGAAGUGGAUAUUUUAGUCAUCUGUCAGAGAGCGAGCUGAGAAUUUUACUGUCCCUGAGAAUCGCAUUUCGCUAAUUGAUUCAAUUGAUCCGCGUCUCCAGUUGUGAGCAGUUCAAUAAAAGUGAUUUCCAGCGAGUGAAAUGAACAACUUGGGCAUUUCGACGGAUCCAGCUUUGCUGGGAGUGGAAUUGUCGUCUUCUCUGACGACGUCACCGUCCGUGUCGACUUUCAUGCCCGAAGAAGAUGCCUCUAUUUGCCCUCUCUUGCCAACAACCCCGAGUCCGCCGCCCAUGGACUUCAUCCACCCGCUGACGCCCAACGCGGGAAUCGAGGAGGAGAACAACGAACAACUCAGAGACGAUGACGCUCAGGCGGAAACCAGCUCGUCAGGAAGCAGUUCGGGAAUUGGCAUCCAAGUGACUGCCAACGGUCCAGGAUCUCUCUUCAAUAAGCACGCAUAUCAGCAUCUGGGCUGCAAGAAUGGCGACAUUACGCAAGAAAACGGCGUCACUCAGUCAGGAGUCUUCAGCAUCCCAAUCACGAAGGACACUCCGUCUUUCGUCAACUGGAAUUGGCCACUGAUUCGCAAAUGCACUUUCUUCCUCUUCAUGGCCGGACUCUUCGCAAUGUGCGCCAUCGUCGCGGCGAUGAUCAUCAACCUGCCAAAGUUCUGCAAUCCGGAAGUUCCAUGGUUCAAGGGCAGCGUCUUCUAUGAGAUCUUCCCGGCGAGCUUUCAGGACUCCAACGGCGACGGCCUGGGCGACUUGAAGGGACUGGCGAGCAGAGUGGAUUACAUUGAGAGCUUGGGCGUGGGCGCAGUUCGGCUCAACUCAAUCUUUCCCGCCAAACACUAUCCUGACCACUUUCAGAAUGUCACAACACUCGCGGAUAUUGAUGAAAUCCUGGGGAAUACCAGAGAUUUGGCGUAUUUAGUGAGGGUUCUGAAGAGGCGAAACAUCUCGUUGAUCCUGGAUCUCCCGAUUUACCCUCUGAUCAAGCGCUUGGCAGUGAUUCGAAGCAAUGUAACAGAGUCAGCAAAUUCGACUAAUGCGGAAAGCCAGGAAAUGUUUUGGGAGGAUGAAGAUGAAGUUGAUCCCAUCCUUAACGCAAUGAGAUACUGGCUUUCUCUGGGUGUGGAUGGAUUCUACGUGAAAGGACUCGAGCACUAUGUAGAGGAUCCUUACCUUGUCGACAACAUGAAAGUGUGGAAAUUCGCUCUGGGUUCGGACAGAAUUCUUAUGGUCAACAAACUCCUCUUUGACUCUGUCGACGACGAAGUGGCAGAGAAGAUCAAGCAUUGCGUGGAUUUGGUGGACGUUUUUGUGGAUGUCUCAAAUGGCACCAAGGUUAUUGCCGAGAGAGUGCAAGCAAUGUUAAAUUCCCGCCACUUGGCGCCCGGAUUCGGACCGUGGAUUCACUGGAGCUUGGGAGGUGUGACGGAGAGACGCCUGGCUCAGGGAACGAGCUCCAACACUUCUUUAGCAGCCAUUCUCAUGCAACUUAUGCUUCCUGGGACGCCAAGUAUUUUCUACGGAGACGAAGUCGCUCUCCAGGAAGUGUACGAUCCUCUCGGUGAUCACGAGGAGACCAAGCACCUUCAUCACUUGUCGACAAUGGUCUGGGACACGGAUAUCCAGUUCACGGGGAAGGAAUCCCUUCCUUGGCUGCCUCGCGGAGCCUUCGUGGCUUUCCACCACUUUGAAUAUGUGGCGGAGUUGGUGAGGCUUCGCGGAAUCUCACCAUCAAUCUACCAAAACGCCGUGAUCAAGGAAAAGCAGUCAGUUCUCAACACAGCCGUGCGGUACAGCAAAAACGACAUCCUGAUCCUGGAAAGAUGGUAUCCAAGGCGUCACACAUUCACUUCAAUAUCCAACUUCGGCACAAAGUCCCUCGUCCUCGAUCUAUCGGCAAUGUUCUACUCGGGCGAGAUCAUACUGGGUCCACUCAAGGGGGAGAAGAUCUACUUCAGCAGCAUCCAAGUGAGGCCAAUGGAGACGCUGAUCGUGAAGUUGGACAAGUAA
Messenger RNA from Phlebotomus argentipes, 2026 nucleotides. RefSeq names its product alpha-amylase 3-like. Gene Ontology annotation, biological process: carbohydrate metabolic process. The coding region runs from base 146 to 2026 and encodes 626 amino acids. The record is from RefSeq and is a predicted model, not a curated record. Lineage: Eukaryota; Metazoa; Arthropoda; Insecta; Diptera; Psychodidae. The transcript has 3 exons.